Messenger RNA from Lactuca virosa, 5284 nucleotides. The record is from the annotation of a GenBank genome assembly. NCBI's taxonomy places the organism in Eukaryota, Viridiplantae, Streptophyta, Magnoliopsida, Asterales, Asteraceae.
CCAUGAGCUACGCUCCAACUGGAGAGAAAAACGUGUUUCGUGGCUACGAAUCUGCGAAAAUUUUGUGCUUGAGAGACAGAAGAUGCGACUUCACAGGGUAGCGAUUGAACGAUGUCACUUCCACAAACAAGGAGACACCGAAGAGACCAAUGUGGUAAGACAGAGAGAGAAAAUUCGGGGGAAAAGGGGAAAAAGAUUGAGGAAAAAUUACGAAGAUGUAAGAAGAAGAAGAAGAAGAAGAAAUAGAAGAUGAAUCUGAAAAAAAUUAUUGUGAAUCAACCGGGAAGUAUUCAAGUUUUUGCAAUGCAGAUCGAUCAUUGUCACUGGAAUGGAAUAAUGCUGGAAGUUAUAUAAAGCUGGCUCAAAAGGAAGCGAGCUCUGAUUUUUCUGCGUGGAAAAGAAAAUCUUAUACAAAUCAAUCCUAGGGAUUCGUUGAAGUUUAAAAAUGAGUACUUCAGUGAAUAUCAUAGUAGGAUCUUAUGUCUGGGUUGAAGACCCAGACAAAGCAUGGAUUGAUGGGCAGGUUACAAAAAUUACUGGGCAAGAAGCAGAAAUCGAGACUCCUGACCUAAAAAAGGUUGUUGCUAAAUUAUCAAAAGUGUAUCCAAAGGAUACAGAAGCUCCUGCUGGUGGUGUUGAUGACAUGACAAAACUAUCUUAUUUACAUGAGCCAGGAGUCUUGCAGAACAUAAGAAGCAGAUAUGAACUCAAUGAAAUUUAUACUUACACUGGCAAUAUUCUAAUUGCAAUCAAUCCGUUCCAAAAGUUACCUCAUUUGUAUGAUAGUCAUAUGAUGGAUGAAUACAAAGGAGCACCUUUUGGAGAACUGAGUCCCCAUGUUUUUGCAGUUGCUGAUGUCUCUUACAGGGCUAUGAUCAAUGAGGGAAAGAGCAAUUCCAUUCUGGUGAGUGGGGAAAGUGGAGCAGGUAAAACAGAGACAACAAAAAUGCUGAUGCGGUAUUUAGCUUAUUUGGGAGGAAGGAAAGCUACAGAAGGUCGCACAGUUGAACAACAAGUCCUCGAAUCAAAUCCAGUUCUUGAAGCAUUUGGGAAUGCUAAAACUGUUAGAAAUAACAAUUCCAGCCGUUUUGGAAAAUUUGUUGAGAUCCAAUUUGACAAGCAUGGGAGAAUAUCAGGAGCAGCCAUCAGGACUUAUCUUCUAGAAAGAUCUCGUGUUUGCCAAAUAAAUGAUCCUGAACGCAACUAUCAUUGUUUUUACCUUCUAUGUGCAGCACCACAAGAGGAAAUUGAGAGGUAUCAGUUAGGAAGCCCAAAAUCUUUUCACUAUCUCAACCAAUCAAAAUGCUAUGAGCUUGUUGAUGUUAAUGAUGCCCAUGAGUAUCUUGCAACAAGGAGAGCUAUGGAUAUUGUUGGAAUAAGUAAAGAAGAGCAGGAAGCAAUUUUUAGAGUUACUGCUGCUAUUCUUCAUCUUGGGAAUAUUGAAUUCACAAAAGGGAAAGAGGUCGAUUCUUCAGUUUUAAAAGAUGAAAGAGCUAAAUUUCAUCUAAAGAUGACAGCAGAGCUUCUUAUGUGUGAUUAUGUGGGUUUAGAAGAUGCAUUGUGUAAAAGAGUGAUGAUUACUCCUGAAGAAAUUAUCAAAAGAAGUCUUGAUCCAACUAGUGCAUUAGUCAGCAGAGAUGGAUUGGCUAAAACAAUAUAUUCAAGAUUAUUUGAUUGGUUGGUGGAAAAAAUUAAUGUUUCAAUUGGGCAAGAUCGUACAUCAAAAUGUUUAAUUGGGGUUCUUGAUAUUUAUGGUUUUGAAAGCUUCAAGAACAACAGCUUUGAGCAAUUUUGCAUCAACUUCACAAAUGAGAAACUACAGCAACAUUUUAACCAGCAUGUGUUCAAAAUGGAGCAAGAGGAAUAUACAAAAGAAGCUAUUAAUUGGAGCUACAUUGAGUUUGUAGAUAACCAAGAUGUUUUAGAUCUCAUUGAAAAGAAACCUGGUGGAAUCAUUGCUCUCCUGGAUGAAGCUUGUAUGUUCCCAAAGUCAACACAUGAAACAUUUUCAAAUAAGCUUUAUCAUACGUUCAAAAAUCACAAACGAUUUGUGAAACCCAAGUUAUCACGUACAGAUUUCACAAUUGCACAUUAUGCUGGAGAGGUCCAAUACCAAUCUAAUCAAUUUCUUGACAAAAAUAAAGACUAUGUUGUCCCUGAACAUCAAGACUUAUUGGGUUCUUCUAGAUGUGCCUUUGUAGCUGGUCUUUUCCCUCCAGUUUGUGAAGAGUCACCUAAAUCUUCUAAAUUCUCUUCAAUUGGUUCUCGUUUUAAGUAUCAAUUGCAACAACUAAUGGAGACAUUAAAUGCUACAGAACCUCAUUAUAUUAGAUGUGUAAAACCAAAUAAUCAACUGAAACCUGCAAUAUUUGAGAACUCCAACAUCUUGCAACAAUUGCGGUGUGGAGGUGUUUUAGAGGCAAUCAGAAUCAGCUGUGCUGGUUACCCUACACGCCGUGCUUUCUUUGAAUUUGUAAACAGAUUUGGACUUCUUUGCCCUGAAGCCUUAACAGGAUGCUUCGAUGAAAAAACUGCAUGUGGGAAGAUUCUAGAAAAGAAGGGAAUCAAAGGCUUUCAGAUUGGAAAAACAAAGGUGUUUCUAAGAGCUGGACAGAUGGCUGAACUAGAUGCAAGAAGAACAGAAGUCCUGAGUAGUGCAGCACAAAUUAUUCAAAGAAGAAUACGAACACAUAUUGCUCAUAAACAAUUUAUAGAAAUUCGGAAAUCUUCAGUGGUCAUACAAUCUUUUUGUAGAAGUAGAUUGGCUUGCAAACGUUUUGAUGAGUUAAGAAGGAUAAGAGCUGCAAUAACAAUCCAAAAGCACUUGAGAAAGUAUCGUGCGCGUGUGGCCUACAGUAAGUUCCGUGUGGCUGUGCUUGAAGUGCAAACUGUCAUACGUGGACAAAAGGCUCGUAAGGAGUUCAUAUUUAAGAAACGAACUAAAGCUGCAAUUAAAAUUCAGACUCGAUGGCGUUGUUAUAGAGAUUCUAAAUACUAUAAAAAGCUAAAAAGGGGAGCUAUAGUUACACAGUGUAGAUGGAGGGGAAGAAUUGCAAGGAGAGAGUUACGAAAGCUUAAAAUGGCUGCAAGGGAAACAGGUGCACUUAAAGAAGCAAAAGAUAAGCUUGAAAAACAAUUGGAGGAGCUGACGUGGCGCAUACAGUUGGAAAAACGUUUAAGGACUGACUUGGAAGAAGCAAAAGUAAGUGAGGCUCAAAAAUUUCAAAAUGCUGUGGAAGCUUUACAAAAAAAACUUGAUGAAGCAAAUGCAAAUUUAGUCAAGGAGAAAGAGGAGGCAGCCAGGAAAGCUGUAGAAGAGGCGCCACCUGUCAUUCAAGAAAAAGAAGUACUUGUUCAAGAUACUAAAAAGAUUGAAUCCAUGACCACAGAGAUCAAUGAGUUAAAGGCGUUGUUGGAGUCGGAAAAGAAACACUCUGCUGAUUUAGAGAAGAAGUUAGGUGAAUCUCAAGAGUGUAGUGAAGAAAGACGCAAGAAGCUGGAAGAUUCAGAUAAUAAAGUACAACAGCUACAGGAUUCCAUGACCAGGCUGGAAGAUAAGCUCCAGAAUUUGGAAUCAGAGAGUAAAGUUUUCCGCCAACAAGCUGUGGCAAUGGCACCUAAUAAGUUCCUCUUACGUAAUAAAUCUAUCCUUCAGAGAUCAGACAGCGGACAUUUAUUUGCAGAUACAAAGCCGCCUCUUGAUCUGCAUAGUGUGUCGAUGAACACAAGGGAUCUAUCAGAACUGGAUGAUAAACCACAAAAAUCACUGAACGAAAAACAGUUGGAAAAUCAAGAGCUACUCAUCAAAUGCAUUGGAAAACACAUAGGAUUUGCAGGGAACAGACCAAUUGCAGCUUGUAUUAUAUACAAAUGUCUUCUUCAAUGGAGAUCUUUUGAAGUUGAAAGAACAUGUGUUUUUGAUCGCAUCAUCCAGACCAUCGGUCAUGCAAUCGAGAAAGCACAGGAUAAUAAUGAUAUAUUGGCGUAUUGGUUAUCGAAUGCCUCGACUCUUUUGCUUCUACUUCAACGCACUCUUAAAGCAAGUGGUUCAGCAACUGGACUGGGCCCACAACGUCGUCGAACAUCUGCCACGCUUUUUGGGAGGACUAGUUUCCGUGGAGCUCCUCAAGGAGUGAACCUUUCGUUUAUGAAUGGAGGGUUAAGUGCACUAGAAGCCGUAAGCCAAGUGGAAGCCAAGUAUCCUGCUUUGUUAUUUAAACAGCAACUUACAGCCUAUGUUGAAAAGAUAUAUGGAAUGAUCCGAGAUAAUCUAAAGAAAGAAAUAUCUCCACUCUUGGGCUUGUGUAUUCAAGCACCAAGAACUUCGAGAGCAAGCUUAGUGAAGGGUGGAGCAUCACGGUCUGUUAAUACCGCAGCUCAACAAGCUUUGAUUGCUCAUUGGCAAGGGAUUGUCAAGAGCCUCGGGGAAUUCUUGAACACCUUAAAAACAAAUCAUGUACCACCAUUUUUGGUACGCAAAAUUUUCACACAAAUAUUUUCAUUCAUCAAUGUUCAACUGUUUAACAGUCUUCUUUUGAGACGUGAAUGCUGUUCAUUCAGCAACGGUGAAUACGUGAAAGCAGGACUUGCUGAAUUAAAAAACUGGUGUUAUUAUGCGACUGAUGAGUAUGCAGGUUCAGCAUGGGAGGAGUUGAAACAUAUACGGCAGGCUAUCGGGUUUUUGGUUAUUCAUCAAAAGCCAAAGAAAACCCUGGAGGAAAUAAGUCGUGGUCUCUGUCCUGUUCUUAGUGUACAACAGUUGUACCGGAUUAGUACAAUGUAUUGGGAUGAUAAAUACGGCACACAUAGUGUGUCCACAGAAGUUAUAUCGAGCAUGAGGGUGAUGAUGACUGAAGAAAACAAUGCAAUUAGUAAUUCUUUCCUGUUGGAUGAUGAUUCCAGCAUUCCGUUUUCGGUUGAUGAUAUAUCAAAGUCAAUGGAGCAGAUAGAGAUCCAGGAUGUGGAGCCUCCAAAUCUAAUCCGUGAGAAUUCUGGAUUUAGCUUUCUGUUUCCACAGACCGAUUAGCUACUCUACUCAGAUUUACCUCAUUUUCUCCAAAUUAAUGUGGGCCCAUAACACCCAACCUGUCUCUGGUCUGCUGGAAUAACAAAAAAGAAGAAGCACAAGAAAUGUGGGUAUAAGUCAUAGAGAAACAACCAAACCAGUGUUUUUGUUUCGUGGGCCCCACCCAAUCCUAGUGUGUCAAGAAUUAUAUGGCUUUAUACAUUACAGUCGCUUUGUUGUACAACACUACUAGUUAUUAUUGUUUAUCUUCAUCAGUAA